GAUCCAAUGGUACGCAACACAGUCGCUCCGCGGAUUCUCUGUACACAAUGCUGACGAUUCGUGAUCUCAGUGUGUCCUGAAUUGCUCCUUGUGCGCAAUGAGUGUGUGUCGAAGUCCAGUGAAUAGUUGUGACUCGAGUGAAUCGUGUGAAAAUGCUGUGAAAACUCCUUCAAGUGACUUCCAUCAUGUGAAUCCCUGUGAAUUAAGUGUGAGAUCGUCAGAGAGGAAAGUUAGCAAUUGUGUGUCUGAAUCGCUGGGAAACAGCAAAUACAUCAGUGAUAUGGGAAUUGAGAAGAGAAAAACUUUCACCAUUGAUAACAUCCUAGGACUCGAAGGGAAUAGAACUGGUUUUGUGUACAAAACUGAUAAUCGCACUCAAUUGGAUUUCAUCAAAGCGCCGCCGGCGAAAGACGACGAUAUCAAAAGUACAAUACAUUCGCCAGAAGUUUCACCCACAACAUAUUCCAAAAGCAUCUUGGAUCUGCUAGGAUCUCAAGCUUCACGCCUUAUUGAACAAUCCGGCUUCCAGUCUCACUUCCCCAGUCAAAUCACAUAUCAUCCAACGGCAGUAUCAUUAAGUUCAUCGUCUGAGGAAUCGCAUGCAUCCAAUUUCAUAUACUCAAACUGGAUUGGACUGCAUUCUAAGACACCUUCCAUUCAGAACAACUACCUUUUAGGAUUACAAGCCGGCCCGAAGACGACCGGCAAGCGAUCUCGGAAGCCAGGAGUAGACCGGAAGCCGCGACAAGCGUACAGUGCAAAGCAGCUGGAGCGACUGGAGAACGAAUUCAAGCAGGACAAAUACCUGAGCGUGAGCAAGAGGAUGGAACUCUCCAAGUGCUUGAGUCUCACGGAAGUGCAAAUCAAGACGUGGUUCCAGAACAGGCGGACAAAGUGGAAGAAGCAGCUGACGUCUCGACUGAAGAUUGCCCAGCGUCAGGGCUUGUAUGCCAAUCACUACUUCAACGCCUCCCAGUAUCCACUCUUCGCGCCGUACUACAACAAUCACUUCGUCCUGGGCUCCACAAUUCCCAACACGAUGGACAGCAAGGGCGAGGGAAUUGAGGAUCUAGUGACGCCAUUAGAAGUUAUGACCAAGACAAUUAAUGCAGUGUAAAAGUACACCUCCAAACUUAUGUGUAGCUAUAUUUAUAUUUACUCUAUAAUGUUUGCAAUACUAUAAAUAUUAACAACACCUUAGAAAUUAAGCAAUAUCAUCAUUAUCUUGUUGUUCUCUUUUUUUUUCAAAUAAUUAUUGUGUAUAAUGAAUCAUCCAUUUUGGUAAUCACUUUAAAGUGUGUACAGUAUUGAAGAACUAAAUCCUAAUUGUAAUACAAUCAUAUCCUUAUCCUUAGUGAUAUCUAGAGUCUUUAUCGGUUCUCCAUGA
Phlebotomus argentipes is the source of this 1387-nucleotide messenger RNA. Its product is annotated as homeobox protein Dlx1a. The coding region runs from base 98 to 1117 and encodes 339 amino acids. The transcript is spliced from 3 exons. NCBI's taxonomy places the organism in Eukaryota, Metazoa, Arthropoda, Insecta, Diptera, Psychodidae. Gene Ontology annotation, biological process: regulation of DNA-templated transcription. Gene Ontology annotation, molecular function: DNA-binding transcription factor activity, RNA polymerase II-specific; DNA binding. The record is from RefSeq and is a predicted model, not a curated record.